AUGGAUUUAGCGGAGACCAUGAAAAGUGUUUUGGCAAAAAGUACGGGAAAUGCAAGUGGUGCUUCAAGUAGUUCUAAUGCGGCCGCCCCGCAUGGCGCUGAAGGCUAUGUGACAGAAAAACUUUACAUGUUAUUGCAGUUGUACUUGCAAAACAAAGGAUGGAGUCCCAGUAUAGAAUUAUUACAGUGCUUCAGUGAUCUCAAAGAGUCUUCAAUGUUGCCAAGUGCAGCUUACCUACAAAUGAUGGCUUCGAGAGUGGGUCUUGAUGCCCAAGGUAGACUAAUAUACAGAGAGAAUGGUAAAAUUAUAUUGCCAUAUGAACACUUUGCUAAUGCGGUGAUGCUUAAACAUAUGAAUGGUCCACAUGGUCUGCAUCUCGGCUUGGAAGCAACAGUUAGAGCUGUUGUGGAAUCUUAUACCAUUGGACGAGAUCAAUUUGGAAUGGAAAAAGAAUUUAUUGUUGAAGUUGUUCAGAACUGUCCCAAUCCUGCCUGUCGUUAUUAUAAGAGCCAGUUGGAAAUGACACAGAAAUCUAUACAACAACAUUUGUCACAACAACCAACAUAUAUACCAGAAGCGGGCGGCGCAGCUCUUCCUGACAACGCGGCGGUGGAACGUCUCCUUCGAGGCGGCGCCCUGCCUCCUGACUACCAGCUGCCACUGGCACCACACCUUGCUGCUCUCACAAACCUCGCCGGUGACAAGUCAGAGCGUCGUGGUGAUAAGAUGUCAACACAGCAGAUGUUACUACAUCAGAACCGCUCCCUCGGCCACGGGGACAAGUACUCACACUCGAGGACCCACUCCGGAGACAAUAAGAACAAACACCACUAUGAUGAACAUAAACUAACUGACUUUUUGAGAGCCAAUCUAGAGAGUUUGGAGUCUCUAUCGAGCGGUAGUCACGAGCGUGGUUCAGGUGCGUCGGCCGGUGGCGCUAGUGUAAGCGGUAGCGGUAGCGGGAGCGGAAGUGGGGGCGGAGGCGGACAAGAGCGUGUGGUGCGAGCGUUCGCGGAACUGGCGCGGAACUUACAGCGGAUGAGACCUUGUGUACGACCAGCGAUGUGCAAGCCUUACGGGAAGCAAAGUGAACAGUUACAGAAAAUUCUACUGGACACAAUUCAACUGGUGCAGUCUCUCCGGAGCUACCUGCCUCCACCACACAUACAAGUCACCUCAUGGAAGAAUGAUGACAAAUUACGUUCUAACAACAUGGAUGACCUCGAGAGUCGUAAGAUAGUGAGCGGCAACUGA
Messenger RNA from Danaus chrysippus (African queen), 1254 nucleotides. Lineage: Eukaryota; Metazoa; Arthropoda; Insecta; Lepidoptera; Nymphalidae. The record is from the annotation of a GenBank genome assembly.